Molecule: messenger RNA, 888 nt
Organism: Miscanthus lutarioriparius
Lineage: Eukaryota; Viridiplantae; Streptophyta; Magnoliopsida; Poales; Poaceae
Source: the annotation of a GenBank genome assembly
AUGUCGCCGCCGGCGAAGUCGUCGUCCCUGCUGCCUGCUCUGGUAAUUCUGGCGGCAAUAGCAGCCACGGCCGAGCCCGAAUGCCCUACCAAAUGCGGCGACGUCGACAUCCCCUACCCGUUCGGCAUCGGCGGCGUCUGCUCCCACGGGAAGGACUUUGAGAUCUCCUGCAUCAACAACGGCACCACGGCGGUGCUCCAGUCGGACUUCCAUACGAUGCAGGUGCUGAGCCUGUCCGUGGAGCCACCGUUGGCCAAGGUGAUGCUGCCCGUGGCUUACAAGUGCUACAACCCGGAGAACGGCUACCCCGUCAGAAAGUCUGACGGGCACGUGGACCUGUGGUCACACGGCAUCUUCCUCAUCUCCGACACCCGGAACAUGUUCGUGGUGCUCGGGUGCAACACCGGCGCCUUCACCACCAUGAACUUCGGCGAGAAGCGCGGCGGCCGCUACAAGCACCAGUACUACGCGGGCUGCUUCACCUACUGCAGCGAGCCCGGGAGCCCCAAGGACGGCAGGUGUGCCAGCGUCGGCUGCUGCCACGUCGACAUCCCGCCCGGCCUCACCGACAACGCCGUCCAUUUCGAGACCUGGCCGCACGACGGCAUGGAGCACAGCCCCUGCGACAUCGCCUUCCUCGUCGGCAAGGACAGCUACGAGUUCCGGGCGUCCGACCUGCGCAUGGACGUCAGCCGGAGCAGCAUGCCCGUGUGGCUGGACUGGGCCAUGGGCCGACGGGGAGACGCGUCGUGCGACUGGGAGUACGCCUGCGAGAAUCCCAACACCGAGUGCGUCGACUCCCUCAACGGGCCUGGUUACCUCUGCAGAUGCAAGCAAGGCUUCGAGGGCAAUCCCUACGAUGAUGACAUCGGAUGCACCGGUAAGUAG